Messenger RNA from Egretta garzetta (little egret), 9314 nucleotides. RefSeq names its product axin 1 (gene AXIN1). The record is from RefSeq and is a predicted model, not a curated record. Lineage: Eukaryota; Metazoa; Chordata; Aves; Pelecaniformes; Ardeidae. The coding region runs from base 6092 to 8617 and encodes 841 amino acids. Gene Ontology annotation, biological process: negative regulation of canonical Wnt signaling pathway. The transcript is spliced from 12 exons.
UUCAAAGAGACCUUCUAUGUCAAUUGUUAUAUUAUUAGGUAAACUCUAAGAAGAAAAUCUUUUAAUCCACUGUGGCUAAUCCAGUCCACUUUUGUUGGCCAGGACAUAUUCAGCAUCAACAAAAGGCUCUGGCCGACGGACACCGGCAUACAUAAUGUAUUUAUAACUGCGGGAGCCUGCUCGGCGGCAGAAAGAGCCACUGCUUGGGCCAGCGGCGGGGGCCGGGGCGGAGGAUUUGCCUGACUUUUAUCAGUUUUAUUUUCAUUUCAAAGAACCCAGCUGAUAUUUGCACUCUGCCGCUUACCAGGGGGAGCACAAAGAGGGCAGGGAUGUUUCCCAGCACCGGCCAGCCCCGAAAACCCACUGGGACCCCACCAGGACCCUCACUCCUCGCCUCCCACCGGGGCUGGGCCGGGGUGGUGGUGGCAGAGAGGGCUGCAAGGGCAGGUUUGCCCCAUGCCUGGUUUUGGGGUGAUGGUUCCCAUGGGAAGCUGGCAGCUGGGCACAGCUGGGGUGGCUCUCCCCGAAAUGGCUGUCCUGGGCUGGCAGGGUCCCCUAGGAUUUACCCUGGGAAGGUGCUUUUGUCCUGGGAUGGGGGGAGUCACCUUCCCACAAGGACGUGGGAUACAACUGACGUGAGGGAAGAGCUGCAAAGGGCCGGCACCGCAAGGCGGAGAGCGGCGCAUGGGUAGACCUCAUCCUCCAAACCCGGGGAAAGCAGAGACCAGAGCUGAGGAACCUGAAAAGCAAAUAAAAACCAACGGCGGCGAAGAGCAGGUGGGAUGUGAGCGCGGACCACGUGGCCACAGCCUGGCCGACGUGGGGUCUUCUGGCAGGAGGAGGUGGGAGCUGGUGGGACCAACCUGAGAUGGGUCGAGGCGGCAGCUGUGAGCUGCCGGUUGUGGGUGCUGGUGGUGAGCAGGGGGCAUUGGCCACCCAGCUCCUUCAGGUCAUGGGCAUUGCCCAUCCUGAGCAAUGGGCAGGUGCUGGAGCCCCCCAGGGCAGGGCUGGGUGGGGGCCUACGCCGGGUCCACAGCAGGACAGGAAGGGACGGACGGCCAGGCUGGGUCCACAGACUGAGCCAGUGAUUGAAAAUGGCUGUGAAAUGCCUGGCUGGACGGGAACUGCUGGCCAUGGGACAAGAACGGGACUGAGCAGCAGAGACCUCCACAGAGCAAAGGAAGCAGGGUCUCCAGCAGGGGUGAGCUCACUCAGGAGCUCAUGGUUGUCCCAGGAUGCCACUGAGGCAAAAACGUCCUUAUUCCCACGGUGGGUAGCUCAGUGCCAUCCAAGGCUAGUGGCUCAGAUCCAGCCGUGAGGAUCUUCACGGAGACACAGCAACAGAGGGACCAAAAGAGCUUGCUUGAAAGAGCCAAGAGGGCUCGGCCAGGGUUUGGUCCUCGUGACAAGGGACAGCAAAGGAGAGGAGCCCUCUCCUGAGGGAGGGGGGGUCACCACACCCCCAGAUGCUCCCCAAGGUGGGCACAGGGUGUUCAGCCAUGGGGUAGCACUAACGGGGCACUGAUGGGCAGCACCAGUGUGAGUGGCCUGGGAAGCAGAAGAAAUGGCCUCUGAGGGACACUGCGAGCCCUGGGUCAAGCUUUUCCACUUUCACUGCGCUCACAGGUGCUUGGGGUCACCAGAACUACAGUCUUCCUCAAAGGUGGUCAAAAUGGCCCAUGCUCAGAAGUUUCUGCAGGGAAUGGAUGCACAUACAGAGUGCAAAGCCACGAGUCACCGGCCCUGGAUGGUCCACCCCGAGACCCACCAAGGGAGCCAAGGGAUGAUGCUCUCCAAAAGGCUGGAGCAUACUGGGGGCUGCUGGGGGGCCCCGGCUCGCUGAGCCUCGCUGUCCAACCCAACCCAUUGCUCUAACCAUUGCCAAGGCAUCCCCAAAACUCCUGCUGCAUCCAGAGGUCCACCCAGCGCAGGAGCUGCUGGGCCAGAGCGACACACAAGGAGCACAAACCACCCGUGAGACAGAGGGUGAGACUUCAGGCUAAAUCACCCAUUUCCAUCAGGCAGAAGUUUAACAUCGGGGGCUGGAGAGGUGCCAGGCUCCAGGCAGCUGUUGAAUGUGAGACUGAGCCUGACUCGGAGAUGUUCAGUGUUGGAGAUCUGAAAAUACCUCACCAUUGGGAAGAGGGAGCCUUGGAGCUCCCCUGCAGGCACCUCUGCUCCACGUCCCACUGCAGGAGAAGGCUCAGGUGGGCUGGCAUGGCUUGCAGCAUGGGCUGGGCUGUCGUGGGAUAGCUGCCCACAAGACAGUCAUCUCCAGACACAGCCCAUGGGUGCCCACCCCACCUCAUGGUCCUGGGGGGGGUCAGAGAAGUGUGGGAACAAUCCAAGUCCACAUCAGCCUCUGUGAGACAUGCUCUCCACAGCAUGUCAUUGGCACACUGGGGAAGCUGCUACCGCAGGAAGAUGCUAAGUCCAAGGUCUGGCAAGAUUUGGUGUUGUACAUCCACCACAGCACGGUUUCUUGUGCUUUGGCCAACUGCAACUAUAAAAGAUCAGGACGAAACACAAUACGAGGCCUGAUUUGCUUUGUGCUUGCCAGCCGUGGGUUCUCCUGGGGUUGGUCACCACGCCAGCCAAUACUUGCCUGUUGAAGGACUCUGGCAGAGGAGAUGUGUUAAUAAGAGAAGGCUCUGUCAGAGUGGAGAACACAUCCUCUGGGAGAAGAUCCAGAGAGCCUAGCACGCUGAGGACAGAAAAACCAAGGCUGUGGGGAUGGGGCUGCUGCCUGCUCCCACCACGGUGGGGGAAGAGCUAUGCAGGCUGAAGGACACGGCUGGCACAAGCACAAGUGGUGUGAAAUGGCUGCAGAGGGGCAGGCUGGACACCAGAAGGUGGCUUCAGCCCUGCAGAGCAGGGGACAGCAGUGGCCUCCAUGUCCUGAUGGGGACAGGGGCUGAAGGGCUGGGAAGCAGCACUGCUUUAUGGAAGAUGGUCCAAGGUCUGGUGUCUGGAAGAGAUGGGACAUGGCAAAGCUUGAGACACCUGCCCAGCCUGAUGCCUACGUCUCUGCCAAGUAGUUCUUGCUGUUUUCUUCCCAGGGAAGGAGAAGGCCAUGGAAUGGUCAUGAUCGCUGGCCCACGUCUCCCCCAGCUCCCAGUCGUCCUGUCCAGGUGAGGACUUGGCUCUGCUGUGGUUCACCUGCCCACCAUGGCAUGGGAAGGGGAGGGGAUUUUAGGAGAGAGGCAGCCUAGGGUUUCACACCCAGGGAAGAGAGCUACCAAGUGGGGAGCAUGAGUGGAAAGGGGCCACUGAUGGUCCCAAAAGUGCUAGCAGAAGGGAAUGGGGACUCUCAUGGCUGACAUCCAGCACCAGGGCAGGUUUGCCUUGGCUGUGGAGUACAUCUUGGACACCUCCAGAGACACAGACCCCUCCACUUCUCCAAGUUUCCUCCCACAGUGGCUGAUUUUGUGAGCAAUUUUGCCGGUUCUGUGUCAGGACAACUCCAAUGCUCUCCACAUCUCGACAAGGGAAAGCCUUGAGAUGAAUCGACGCCAAGAUGAUCUCCUGGGCUGGGCUUGUGCUGGGGCAGCUAAAGCAGCAGAAGAGUUUGAAGAACUCUUCCAUAAGAGCAUGAAUAAAUGGCACUUGCGGAGCACCCCCAGCUCGUCAGCCGCAGCUCAGCGCAGCAUCGGAUCGCUAAUGAGGAGCAGCAGAGCCUGCACCAGCCUGCCCACCCCCCCAGCCUCCUCCCACCGCCACAGCCCCCCCAACCCUGGCACACUCAGGUGUCCCCAGCUGAUCUGCAGCUCUCCAGCCACGGCAGAGGCUCCUCCUCAUCGCCUCUCUGUGCAUUUUUGCUCUUCUCUGCAGAAGGAAGCAGGUAAAUCCCAGGGUCACUGCUGGGAUGGGUCCAGCAUUUUGGCUCAGCUGGUGCCCAGCAGUGCAGAGCCUCUCCUGGUGCUGUGCCUAAGGCCUCACUCCCACUAUGGAAGAGGAACCCUGCAGAGAAGCCUCCUUUCCCAGAAGUGGUGCAGCCCUCGGGCAGGUCACCGGGGUGGAGGGGACACAGCAGUGCGGGGAUCUCACCCACCAGCUCAGCUGGGAGGGUUGGCCAUCGCUGGGAAGAUGGGUGCAGGACAGUUGCCUCAAGGGGGGAGAUGGCAAAGGAAAGCAACUCCCACCCGGGGCUAGAGGUUUUGGAGGUGCUGCUGGGAAGCAGGAGGUUGGGAAAGGGGUGGUGGAGGACGGAGUCCCAGUAGGGGUAGGGAGAGACCCCAGGAGGGUCUGUGGCUGCGUUACCGGAGAGUUGGAAGAGCAGGUGGCUCCCAGAAGUGCCCUGCCAGGACUAGGUGUCCCCCAGCUGGGGCUGGCUUGUUCCCCCGGUCUGGAGCAGACCUGGUCCCUUGGUGCAGCACCUUGUGCCGCAGAAUUGCCCAGCGAGGGCUCUGGCUGGCAGGCUGUGGCUUCCCCGGCGUGCAGCCGUCCUGCCUGCAGUGGGCAGCCACCAGGAGCCCGUUACCGGCAAUUAGCUGCAAACGGCUUCCCAGCCUGGCUGCUGGCCUGCCGGAGCUCUUGGAGCCAAGGCUUCUCCAUGGGACAGCAUCUGGGGCUUCUAAUGCCCUGUCUGAGAGGUAUGGAGAAAUAAGGGGUGAAAAUGUCACGGGGCUUCCCUCAGCAGCACCUGGUGUGACGACAAAGAUCCUUCGCCGCAGCCAAGGUCUGGCUGGGUUUUGGACCUGCCCACACCAGCCACAACCUCAGCUGCUGUUGUUGCUUUGUGGGCUGGGAGCUCUCCUGGAGAAGGACAACGGUGAGAUGAGACCUGACCUGUACCUGUCAGGUGUGCGUGCAGGUAAAAUGAUUUCCAGAGCUCGUCCUGAGUGCACGAGUGUUUCUGAGAUGGCCUCACAAGCCUCACCGUGCCCAGCGAAGCUGGCCAUAAACCCAUGGGCCACUAGGUGGACCCACAAUAAACCAAAAUUGUGUGAUAAGAGAGCUCGUUGACCACCUUCCACGUCUCUGGGAAGAACCUUGUUAAAGCAGAUGCACUGUCAGCGAGCCUCAUCCCAGGAAAGAACUGAAAAAACAGCACCGUACAUCCAACUGGCCCCCACCUGGUCACCAGAUGUUGGCCAAAACGUGGUCACCAGACCUUGCUUAUCACGGAACUGGUUGCCAGCUCCCUGGGAGAGCUGGCCCUCCAGGAUGGAUGAGCCAGGAGCGUGGGGACAAGCACUUGCUCCCCAAGCCGGACUGCUGAUAGGGAUCGUAUCAAAACAGUCAGGCUGGAAGUCUGCAAGGCUGUAGGACAGACAUCAAGGCAUCGCUGAGCACUCAGCUUGCUUUCGCCAGCCAGGCUAGUGACCACAUCUAAGCCUGAAGAUCUCACCCAGUGUUGCAAAACUGAUCUGCAAGAGCAGAGCAACUGAUAUUUCCAGCAGGACUCUUGACAUCAGGCCUUCCCUUACGCCCUUGGCAGCCCAGCUGGUCGGGAUCACAGGUGGCUGGAUAAAGGAGAUCCGCCUCUCCCACCAGGAUCAAACAGGUUGCAUUAGCACAGGCUGCUCCAGGGCAACCCUGCCAGCAGGGACCAGCUGUCUCAAUGCAGCGGUCACCGAUGUGAGCCACCAGCCGGAGCCCACGUUCUUGCCCAGGAACGGUGCCCACCACCUUGUCCUGGCUGACCACGGGGACACGGGAGCAGCAGCCACAAAGGAGCGGCGCUGCUGGGACGUGCGUGGACGGCGUCCCACCCCCGGCCACCCGAGAGGAGCGGCGAGCCUGGUGGUCUGGAGCAUGGAGAGGCAGGCAUGCGGGGUGCAGGCCUGGGGCGGACCCCAAAGGGGCCUUUGAAAUCACAGCCAAAGGUUGAACAGCACCAUCUAGUGCACUUCAUCCCGAAACUGCCCGCGCCGGAGGGACGCCGGCUCUCGCCCACGCACAUCUCUGCCGUUAGAAGGGUACGCUGGAUGCUAAGAGCCCACCAGCCAUCAAACACCACCACCGGCUCACGCCCGCCUUCCUUUGGGGAAGCCGCCAAACAAACUCGUUCACCUUGGAGCUACAAAUAUUGGUGAUUUGAGAUUUGAGCUCAUUCCCCACUGUUCCUGCGCAAGCAAGGACCAGAAAAAUGAAUAUCCAGGGGAAAGGCUUCCCCUUGGACCUUGGAGGAAGCUUCACUGAAGAUGCUCCGAGGCCACCGGUUCCUGGUGAGGAGGGGGAACUCGUGUCCACGGAUCCGAGGCCAGUUAGCCACGGUUUCUACUCCGGUAAAAGCGAUGUGGUUAGAAAUGAGACGUCCACGGCAACGCCGAGGCGCUCUGAUUUGGAUUUGGGGUACGAGCCCGAGGGGAGUGCUUCGCCAACUCCACCCUACCUGAAGUGGGCCGAGUCGCUGCACUCCUUGCUGGAUGAUCAAGACGGUAUCAACCUCUUCAGGACUUUCCUGAAACAGGAGGACUGCGCGGAUCUGCUGGACUUCUGGUUCGCCUGCAGUGGCUUCAGGAAGCUGGAGCCGUGCACGUCUAAUGAGGAAAAAAGACUCAAGCUGGCAAAAGCCAUUUACAAAAAAUACAUCCUCGACAACAAUGGCAUUGUGUCCCGGCAGAUCAAACCGGCCACAAAAAGCUUCAUCAAAGACUGCGUCAUGAAACUGCAGAUUGACCCCGACAUGUUUGACCAGGCCCAAACAGAGAUUCAGUGCAUGAUAGAAGACAAUACCUACCCUUUGUUCCUUAAGUCGGAUAUUUAUUUGGAAUACACGAGGACAGGUGGGGAAAGUCCAAAAAUUUAUAGCGAUCCGAGCUCGGGGUCUGGGACAGGUAAAGGGCUCCCCGGUUAUCUGCCAACUCUGAAUGAGGACGAGGAGUGGAAAUGUGACCAAGAGGCCGAGCCUGAGGCCAGCAGGGACUCGGCACCUUCCAGCAGGCUCACGCAGAAGCUGCUCCUGGAGACAGCCACCCAGCGCGCCGCCUCGGCUCGGCGCUACAGCGAGGGGAGGGAGUUCAGGCAUGGGGCGUGGAGAGAGCCUGUUAACCCUUACUAUGUCAACACGGGCUACGCUUUGGCACCAGCGACCAGUGCCAACGACAGCGAGCAGCAGAGCAUGUCCAGUGAUGCCGAUACGAUGUCGCUGACAGACAGCAGUGUAGAUGGGAUCCCACCGUACAGACUCCGAAAGCAGCAUCGCAGAGAGAUGCAAGAAAGUGCCAAAGCAAAUGGACGUGUGCCACUACCUCACAUUCCUCGUACAUACCGAAUGCCAAAGGAUAUCCACGUUGAACCAGAGAAGUUUGCUGCAGAACUGAUCAAUCGUUUGGAGGAAGUACAGAAGGAACGUGAAGCAGAGGAGAAGUUAGAGGAGCGCCUUAAACGCGUUCGAGCGGAAGAAGAAGGUGAGGAUGCAGAUAUCUCUUCUGGUCCCUCAGUCAUUAGCCACAAGAUGCCUUCCGCCCAAGCCUUUCAUCACUUUGCUCCUCGUUACUCUGAGAUGGGCUGCGCUGGGAUGCAGAUGAGAGAUGCCCAUGAAGAAAACCCAGAAAGCAUCCUCGAUGAACACGUACAGCGUGUGAUGAAAACACCAGGCUGCCAGUCUCCAGGACCUGGCCGCCACUCUCCUAAGCCACGGUCCCCAGAAAGCGGCCACUUAGCAAAGCUGUCAGGGACACUAGGAACAAUUCCGCCAGGGCAUGGCAAGCACGCAACAAAAUCAGGAAUGAAACUGGAUGCAGCUAACUUAUACCAUCAUAAACACGUCUACCACCACAUCCAUCACCACAGCGUGAUGAAACCAAAAGAGCAGAUUGAGGCCGAGGCCACACAGCGAGUGCAGAACAGCUUUGCUUGGAAUGUAGAUUCACAUAACUAUGCAACAAAGUCACGAAACUACACUGAAAACUUGGGCAUGGCCCCUGUCCCCAUGGACUCUUUAGGCUACAGUGGGAAAGCAAGUCUGCUCUCAAAAAGAAAUGUUAAGAAGACCGAUUCAGGGAAAAGUGAUGGUGCCAGCUAUGAGAUGCCAGGAUCUCCUGAAGACAUGGAAAGAAACCAGAAGAUCCUUCAGUGGAUCAUAGAAGGAGAGAAGGAGAUCAGCAGGCAUAAGAAAACAAACCAUGGCUCUUCAGGUGCUAAGAAGCAGCUGUCCCAUGAUAUGGUCCGACCCCUCUCCAUUGAGCGACCUGUUGCAGUGCAUCCGUGGGUCAGUGCCCAGCUCCGGAACGCUGUCCAGCCUUCUCACCCCUUCAUCCAAGAUCCUACUAUGCCACCCAAUCCAGCACCCAACCCUCUCACCCAGCUGGAAGAAGCUCGCAGGAGGUUGGAGGAGGAAGAAAAAAGGGCUGGAAAACUUCCCCUUAAACAAAGGUUGAAGCCCCAGAAAAGACCGGGCAGCGGCGCGUCCCAGCCAUGCGAGAACAUCGUGGUCGCUUACUACUUCUGUGGAGAGCCGAUCCCUUACCGCACCCUCGUCAAAGGGCGCGUGGUGACGCUGGGACAGUUCAAGGAGCUGCUGACCAAGAAAGGGAACUACAGGUAUUACUUUAAGAAAGUGAGUGAUGAGUUCGACUGUGGUGUGGUCUUCGAGGAGGUGCGGGAGGAUGACACCAUCCUGCCCAUCUUUGAAGAAAAGAUCAUCGGGAAGGUGGAAAAGAUCGACUAAGCUCCAGGGCUGCUGAGGCAUGAGGACAGGACUGUGAAAGACUCUGGGACCGGAGGAGAGGAGCCCAGGGCGGAGGGCGGCAGCCUGCUCCGGCACGGACCUGGGCGAGCUCCAGGUUGCCGGUGGACGCCGUUUCACCCCACGAACCUGCCAGUGGGAGCCUGGGCUCCCUCUCCAUACCGAAUAUAAGUGUAAUGUAGCAUUGUACAGUGCAUUAGAAAGUGUAAUAUGACCUUGUUUACUAAAGCUGCAUAUUUUUGAUAUAUUGUAAUAAAAGGAAAAUAUUUCCAAUGUCACAGUGCUCUUAUGUAAAUGUAAAACAUACAGGUACUGCAGAACUCGCCCAAAGUGUACAGCCAUCCACCAGACUCCGCCUGCUCCUCGCUUUCACGGCACCCUGCUCAGGCCCCCCGGCAUGGAUGGCUUUGGAGCGCUGCCGGGGCAGAGCCGCUCCCCCCCCCCUCCGGAGGGGCUGUGGUCCCAGCUCACCUCCGAAGAUUAUUGAGCCUUUUGGAACCAGUCGGUCUCUUGCCUCCCUGGCAGUCUCAGCUGCUGGACAUGGUAGGAUGGUUUGGUUUGUUUUUUUUUUUUUUCCUCCUGAGCUUUCUUGCGACCGAGUAAAUCCCCGAAGGGUAGAAGGGUCGGUGCCAGCUCACGGGGCCAGGGGCUUCCCGCGGUACAAGGACCGGCUCAGAGC